AGUGCGUCACAGUGAGGGGCGGGCGGGCCGCGUCGGGGCGCCUCCGGCUGACGGUAGUGGCGCCGGGCGGGGAGGCCGCGGCUGCCCGUGGUUCGUCGGGGGACAGCGGGGAUUCGGGCCAGCGGCGGCGGCGACGGCCUGGGACGCAGGCGGAGCCCCGCGCCGGCCCAAGGUCCCGGCUAUGGCCGCGGCCACCAUCGUGCACGACACGUCUGAGGCGGUGGAGCUGUGUCCGUCCUACGGCCUGUACCUGAAGCCCAUCACGAAGAUGACCAUCAGCGUGGCACUGCCGCAGCUGAAGCAGCCGGGCAAGUCCAUCUCCAACUGGGAGGUGAUGGAGCGGCUGAAGGGCAUGGUGCACAGCCACCAGUUCUCCACGCUGCGCAUCUCCAAGAGCACCAUGGACUUCAUCCGCUUCGAGGGCGAGGUGGAGAACCGCAGCCUGGUCAAGGCCUUCCUCGCCUGCCUGGACGGCAAGACCAUCAAGCUCAGCGGCUUCUCCGACAUCCUGAAGGUGCGUGCCGCCGAGUUCAAGAUCGACUUCCCCACGCGGCACGACUGGGACUCGUUCUUCCGCGACGCCAAGGACAUGAACGAGACGCUGCCCGGGGAGCGGCCCGACACCAUCCACCUGGAGGGGCUGCCGUGCAAGUGGUUCGCGCCGCGGGACUCGGCCUCCGAGAAGCCGAGCGAGGCGGUGCUGGUGCGCGUCUUCGAGAAGUUCGGGGCCAUCCGCAACGUGGACAUCCCCAUGCUGGACCCCUACCGCGAGGAGAUGACUGGCCGCAACUUCCACACGUUCAGCUUCGGCGGCCACCUCAACUUCGAGGCCUACGUGCAGUACCACGAGUACGCCGGCUUCAUCCAGGCCAUGAGCGCGCUGCGCGGCAUGAAACUCAUGUUCAAGGGCGACGACGGUAAGGCCGUGGCCUGCAACAUCAAGGUGUCUUUCGACUCCACCAAACACCUGAGCGACGCGUCCAUCAGGAAGCGGCAAGCUGGAGCGGCAGAAGCUGCAGGACUGGAGCAGCAGCGGGAGAGCAAACGGCGGGAGAAGGAGGCCGAGGAGCGGCAGCGCGCCGAGGAGAGGUGGCGUGCGGCCUGGGACACGGCCACGGUGCGGCCACGCGGGCUGCAGAAACCCAGGCCUGUCAACCGCGCGUCCUUCCCUGCAUCUGCCGUGUCACAGGGAGCCGCAGGAGUGGCCUCCUCCUGACGCUCUGCCUUGCGUUGUUCCAGCGGUCACUGCUUUUACUGUUUUCCUGUCUUUCA
Messenger RNA from Castor canadensis (American beaver), 1272 nucleotides. Lineage: Eukaryota; Metazoa; Chordata; Mammalia; Rodentia; Castoridae. The record is from RefSeq and is a predicted model, not a curated record.